Molecule: messenger RNA, 2265 nt
Organism: Closterium sp. NIES-65
Lineage: Eukaryota; Viridiplantae; Streptophyta; Zygnematophyceae; Desmidiales; Closteriaceae
Source: the annotation of a GenBank genome assembly
AUGGUUGCCUGCCUUCCUCACCCCCUUCUCCUCCCCUUCCACCCCACCUCCCUCUCCCCCCACUCUCCUCCCUCCACCCAAACAACCCGUUUCCUCCCCUCCCCCCCAUCUCCCUCUCGUCAACCUCACCUUCUCUCCCUGAUUCCUCCGCUCCUUCCGCUCGAUCUCUUGCCUGCAGCAGCACUCACUCAGUCAUGGGACAGCAGCUCUUGGCCAUCGUGCCGUUGCUCAGCCUCUCGAUCGCCGGCGCGCUGCUCAUGUUCCACUCCCAACCUAUCAUCCCCCACUCCCCAAUGUCUCGUCUCUCGUCUCUGCAGCAACACUCACUCAGUCAUGGGACAGCAGCUCUUGGCCAUCGUGCCGUUGCUCAGCCUCUCGAUCGCCGGCGCGCUGCUCAUGUUCCACUCCCAACCUAUCAUCCCCCACUCCCCAAUGUCUCGUCUCUCGUCUCUGCAGCAACACUCACUCAGUCAUGGGACAGCAGCUCUUGGCCAUCGUGCCGUUGCUCGGCCUGUCGAUCGCCGGCGCACUGCUCAUGUUCCGCAGAAGGCGCAGGGGAAUCCCCAAGGACUGGGGCGCCAUUUCCGAGAAGGGUUUGGGAGUCCCGCGUGGAAGGCGAGCCAUGCGCCUGCAACGCAGACGGCGCCGUGCGUGAGGGAGCUGGUUGAGGCUGGCGCGCAGCUGGUGGGGAAGACGCACAUGGACGAAAUGGCUUACAGCAUAUUCGGCGAGAACAAGGCUUUGGGCACGCCAGUGAACCCCGUGUGUCCCGACCACGUACCAGGAGGCUCGUCCAGCGGCUCUGCUGUUGCUAUUUCUGCCGACCUAGCUGACUUCGCUCUCGGCACGGACACAGCAGGCAGCAUCCGCAUCCCAGCAGCGUUCUGCGGAGUGCUGGGGUACCGGCCCUCCCAUGGCGCCAUCUCUGCUGCUGGUUGCGUCCCCAUGGCUCCCUCCCUUGACACCGUCGGUGUCUUUGCGGCGGAUCCAGCAGUGCUGCGUCACGUGGGCCACAUUCUCCUGCGCCAGCCCUUCACGCCCGCCCGCCGCCCGCUCUCCCUCUACCUAGCGGACGACCUCUUUGACCUCUGCUCCAUCCCCCGCCGCCACGUCACUGAAGCCGUGCUUUCCGCGGGAGAGCAGCUCUUUGGCCCCAUAGUGAAGUACGUGCAAGUGGGGCAGGACCUGCUGCUGAAGAGGGUACCAGCGAUUCAACACUUUCUCAACCUCCUGCCGCCACCAGCAGCACCGCAGGGAAACAGCAGCACCACCGACAGCAGCAGCAGCAGCAGCAGCAGCAGCAGUGUGAAGAAAGCGGCAGAGGAGGGCAAGAGGGCGUUGCAAGCACUGGUAGAAGCGAUGAAGCUGCUGCAAAGACACGAGUUCCGCACAGCCCACCUGGAGUGGGUGCAGCAGGUGCAGCCGAAGCUGCAGGCAGACGUGCAGGUGCGCGUGCAGGCAGCAGUGGAGGCAGAGCCGGAGGCGCUCGCAGCCCAUGCUGCCCAGGCUCAACUGGUGCGGGAGCAGCUAAGGGCCGCCAUCGCUGACCUCUGCAAGAGCGACGGGCUGAUAGCGCUGCCAGUGACGCCAGACUUCCCCCCCAAGCUGCGUGCCAAGCCUCAAGUGCUGGACGCGUUCCGAGCCUCCGCCAUGCUUCUCGUGGCCCCCGGGUCCAUGUCCGGCUGCCCGCAGGUGACAGUGCCUAUAGGGCGUAUGGAGUGUUCCCCCUCGGGCCUGCCGCUUGCAGUGGGGUUGAUGGCACGGCAUGGGGCCGACCGGUUUCUGCUUGACUCUGUUACGCACUUUGCCCCGGCAGUGCAAGAUGCGUAUAAGGCGGUACUGCCCAAGAUCAACAAGUCUCAAGCCUCCGCAUCCUCAUCAGCAGCAGCGCAGCCUGUUCUCUCACAAGCUGAAAUCGCCAAAGAAAAAGGCAACAAGGCGUACAAGCAGAAGAAGUAUCAGGAGGCAGUGGACCAUUACACAGCAGCCAUCCGACACGACAGCAAGAACGCCACCUACUACUCCAACCGCGCCAUGGCCUACCUCAACCUGCACAAUUUUGAGCAAGUGGAGGCGGAUUGCACAGCGGCGUUGAGUCUCGACAAGAAAAAUGUGAAGGCCAUGCUGCGCAGAGGGACAGCCAGAGAGAUGCUCGGGUUCUACCCAGAGGCGUUCGAAGACUUCAGUCAGGCGUUGAUUCUUGAGCCCACCAACAAGACAGCCUUGGAAGCAGUCACUCGCAUGAAGGAGAGUGGGAUAGCCUGA